Molecule: messenger RNA, 1926 nt
Organism: Coregonus clupeaformis (lake whitefish)
Lineage: Eukaryota; Metazoa; Chordata; Actinopteri; Salmoniformes; Salmonidae
Product: sideroflexin-5-like
Exons: 14
Coding region: 81-1058 (325 amino acids)
Biological process (GO): citrate transport; monoatomic ion transport; mitochondrial transmembrane transport
Cellular component (GO): mitochondrial inner membrane
Molecular function (GO): monoatomic ion transmembrane transporter activity; citrate transmembrane transporter activity
Source: RefSeq, a predicted model, not a curated record
GUAUAGCUAGUUCACUAACGUUACUUAAAAAUCCAGUUUCAUGAUUCACUUAAUUAAUAAAUAAAUACUUAUUCGCUGUCAUGGCGGAAUCUGCAGCCUGUCCUGCGUUCCAGCUUGGAAGACCUCGAUAUGAUCAGAGUACCUUUCUUGGCCGGCUGAGACACUUUGUAGAGAUCAUCGACCCCAGCACACUCUUUGUAUCUGAGAGUCGAUUGACAGAAUGCGUCAAACUCCUGGAUGAUUUUCAACAUGGAACACUACCUCCUGGAGUUACAGAUCUACAGCUAUGGGAAGCCCAAAAGGUCAAGCAGGCCAUCAUUCAUCCUGACACAGGAGAGAAGAUCUUCAUGCCUUUCCGAAUGUCAGGUUAUGUCCCAUUUGGAACACCAAUUGUUGUGGGCCUUCUUCUUCCAAAUCAGACUGUGGUAUCCACUAUUUUCUGGCAGUGGCUGAACCAGAGUCACAAUGCCUGUGUCAACUACUCAAACCGCAAUGCUACUAAGCCUACACCGACAUCCAAGUUUCUUCAAGGUUACUUCGGAGCUGUGACCAGUGCUGUCUCCCUUGCGGUGGGACUGAAUGUACUGAUUCAGAGAGCCAACAGGUUGAGUCCAGCAACCCAAAUGAUCAUACAGAGACUCAUCCCUUUCCCAGCUGUGGCCAGUGCCAACAUUUGCAACGUGGGCCUCAUGAGGCACAAUGAGCUGUCGGAGGGCAUCGACGUGCUGGACGGAAAUGGGAACGUGGUGGGCUCCUCAAAGAUUGCUGCCAAACAUGCAAUUAUGGAGACAGCCUUUACCAGAGUGGUCCUCCCGAUGCCAAUCUUUGUCCUUCCUCCCAUCAUCAUGUCCUACCUAGAAAAACUUCCAUUCCUGCAGACGAAUCGGAGGCUGUUGCUGCCCAUCCACAGCCUGGUGUGUCUGGCUACCUUCAGCCUCUCCCUGCCCUUAGCCAUCAGCCUAUUCCCACAGAUGUCUCAGAUCGAGGUGUCUCAGCUUGAGCCUGAGAUCGCCAUGGCAACCGAUAGCAAGGUGGUGACCUACAACAAGGGACUGUGAUGACGGCCCCCGAGGAGAAGGUAGAGGACAGGGCACGGAACAGCGAUUUAAAUGAGCCUCCUUUUUGAUUGGCUGUCACGGACACUCCAGGUCUCUCUGCGGUGUAGGGUGAAGUUGCACCUAGAUGCUGAUCUUGGGUCAGUUUAGCAUUUUCCCCACUAAUGGAUUCAGGGAAGGGAAGCUGAUCCUAGAUCUGUACCUAGGGGAAGCUUCACCCCGGAGCUCUCUCUCCCAUAGCCUAACAUGGUAACAGGUCUAGGCACUUUCUGCUGCAUAUAGUGUAGCAUAUAUUAUCAUGUGCUGUCUUAACCAAUAUGUUUUAUUGUCACUUACACCAGAGAGGUGCAGUGAAUUGUGUUGUUUUACAGGGUCAGCCAUUGCAGUCCGGCACCCCUGGAGCAUAUUAGGGUUAAGUGCCUUGCUCAAGGGCACAUCUGCAGAUGUUUUACCUUUCGGUUACUUGCCCAACACUCUAACCGCUAGGCUACUUACCACCUAUUAUGCCAAUCAGGAAUGAUUGAGGAAGUUAAAGAAAUAAUAGACUAAUAAUAUAUUAUGAUGGAACUUUAUCAUGUUAUGCCUAUACCAGCUAUUUUACAAUUGGUGGUGCUGAUCAACCCAUUCAUAUGAAAUAUGUUUUUAUUGUUCACCCAAAUUACUGUAGUUGUUUGAAUGUUUGGGGGAGGACAUACAUGUACUGACGUCAAAACAUAUUUAGUAUUUUUCUGAAAUAGUUUAUAUUUUUAAAUCAAAAAGAGUUUUACAAGCAUAUCAGUGUUGAGUGAUAGAUCCUGAUUGGCUGUUCAUGUCUUAUGAUGGGCGGCAGGUAGCUUAGUGGUUAAGAGCGUUGUGCCAGUAACCGAAAGGU